This is a messenger RNA of Rhea pennata, 1966 nucleotides long. It is a transcript of the gene STK32C, whose product is annotated as serine/threonine kinase 32C. NCBI's taxonomy places the organism in Eukaryota, Metazoa, Chordata, Aves, Rheiformes, Rheidae. Gene Ontology annotation, molecular function: protein kinase activity; ATP binding. The record is from RefSeq and is a predicted model, not a curated record. The transcript is spliced from 12 exons. Bases 53 to 1333 code for a protein of 426 amino acids. Gene Ontology annotation, biological process: protein phosphorylation.
CGGCGGCGGCGGCGGGCCGGGGCGCAGGGCAUGCCCCGCGGCGCGGCUCCCGAUGUUUCACUGGGGCAAGUGGAAGAAGAGGAUGGGAGCGAGCGCCUCGUCCUCCCGGAGACCCGUGUUCGACGAGCGCGAGGACGUGAACUUUGACCACUUCCAGAUUCUCCGAGCAAUUGGGAAGGGAAGCUUUGGCAAGGUGUGUAUUGUCCAGAAGAGAGACACUGAGAAGAUGUAUGCCAUGAAGUAUAUGAACAAACAGCAGUGCAUUGAAAGAGAUGAGGUUCGCAACGUGUUCAGAGAACUGGAAAUCCUGCAGGAAAUCGAGCACGUGUUCCUGGUGAACCUCUGGUACUCCUUUCAGGACGAGGAGGACAUGUUCAUGGUCGUGGACUUGCUGCUCGGUGGUGACCUCCGCUAUCAUCUGCAGCAAAACGUUCAGUUCACGGAAGAAACGGUCAAGCUCUACAUCUGUGAAAUGGCUCUGGCUCUGGACUACUUGCGAAGCCAGCACAUCAUUCACAGAGAUGUAAAACCGGACAACAUUCUCCUUGAUGAGCAAGGUCAUGCACAUUUAACAGAUUUUAAUAUUGCAACAAUAAUUAGGGAUGGUGAAAGAGCAACCGCCUUAGCUGGAACCAAGCCAUACAUGGCUCCGGAGAUUUUUCAUUCAUUUAUGAACGGUGGGACAGGUUACUCCUUUGAAGUUGAUUGGUGGUCCUUGGGAAUUAUGGCUUAUGAACUUCUUCGAGGAUGGAGACCGUAUGAUAUCCACUCCAGUAACCCAGUAGAGUCUUUAGUUCAGCUCUUCAGUACUGUGAGUGUUCAGUACUCAUCUGCAUGGUCAAAAGAAAUGGUUGCACUCUUAAGAAAGCUGCUGACCGUGAACCCCGAGCAUCGUUUUUCCUGCCUCGCUGACGUUCAAGCUUCAGUUUACUUAUCAAGUGUGAUCUGGAGCGAUGUCUGCGAGAAAAAGGUGGAGCCAGGCUUUGUCCCUAACAAAGGUCGCCUGCACUGCGAUCCCACCUUUGAGUUGGAAGAGAUGAUUCUGGAGUCAAGACCCCUGCAUAAAAAGAAGAAAAGACUUGCAAAGAACAAGUCGAGGGAUAACAGCAAAGACAGUUCACAGUCCGAAAAUGACUAUCUCCAAGAAUGCCUUGAAGCUAUCCAGCAAGAUUUUGUCAUUUUUAACAGAGAGAAGUUAAAGAAGAGUCAAGAGCAGACGAGCGAGUCCGCGUCUCCUCCGGAAACCACCGACGAGGCCGAGACGGAGGCCGAGUCCGAGAGCUCGAACUUGAACAUGUGCAGCUCCGUCUGCUCCUCUGCGGGCAGCAGCUAGGACUGCAGCGGCAAGGCACGGAGCCGCGAGCCGGCGCCACCCUCGAUCAAUCUUUCUCAGGUUGCGUUGAGUAACGCGGGCCGUACUCGGAGUACGCCUGAAGAACAGAUACGAAAACCAGUCUUGCAAAGCUGUAGCAAAACAGAUGAUAGUUCUUAGAGAACUGCGGCCGUGGGCUGCGGCGACUGCCAGGUCUGCGCGCUGGGUCGCUGCUACGAGUAAAGAUACUCGCUAUGCAACGCGGCGGGGGAAGGAGAGCGGUUUCGUUCUUGUUUUUAACAUCAGAUUGCUGCUCUGGGCAUGUUUUUAAUACAAAAAGUUAAUGCGUUACGUCCUUGGAUUCAGCAAGGGAGCGCAAGGAGUAGGUGUGGGGAGGGCGAUGCGGAUUUUACUGUGGCGACCAGCAGUGGCGGCUGCCGUGCCGGUGGACGAUCCUCGGGGCGCUCCUGGCCCGUGGCGGGUGGGACCGGCCGCGCGGGCGCCGAGAGCCGCGGUCCCGCGGCGCGGGGACGUCCCGGCCGCGUCCGAGCCGCUUCCCCGGCGAACGCGUCCCCGUGCGCCCCAGGGGGUCCUUCUGGGGCUGGGGGCGGUGGAGGCGCGAUGGGGCCGUGCGUGGGGCUUGGCACGUGUGCA